Molecule: messenger RNA, 201 nt
Organism: Perkinsus marinus ATCC 50983
Lineage: Eukaryota; Perkinsozoa; Perkinsida; Perkinsidae
Product: stearoyl-coa desaturase, putative
Exons: 2
Coding region: 1-201 (66 amino acids)
Molecular function (GO): oxidoreductase activity, acting on paired donors, with oxidation of a pair of donors resulting in the reduction of molecular oxygen to two molecules of water
Source: RefSeq, a predicted model, not a curated record
AUGGCAUUCUAUUGCCUGGCGUGGGGACCCAAACCGUAUGAUGCCGAUGCUGUGAGUACCGAGUGCGGUAUUGUUGCUUUCCUCGCUCUCGGUGAUGGUUGGCACAAUUGGCAUCAUACCUUCCAAUGGGACUAUGCUGGUGCUGAGCUGUCCGCUCUCAAGCAAUUUAAUCCCACCAAAAUUUUCAUCGACAUAAUGUAA